AUGGGCGCCCUUCUGGUGGCGCCACUAGCCGCUUCGGUAAGAUAUCAAUAUUAUAAAAGUUCAUUUCUAAAACUCAUUUCAAGAUGGCGUGUUGCUUCGGGAGCGCUGCUUGUUCGUUAUGUUGCGCCGUAUGCCCAAGGACCAAAAACUCGACGACGACUCGGAUAAUGUACGCGACGAUGCUGUUUGUAAGUACCUUCAUAUCGUGUGUGAUGCUGAUUCCAGGGAUUCAAAGAAAACUAGCCGAUGUAAGUUUUUUGUUUUUGUUUUCCUCUUCAUUAUAUAUAAUUCAAGAACGGUUGGUUCUGUCAAGGUCUGAACGAAAUCGCAGGAAUCAGCUGCGCUCGCGCGACUGGUUUUCAGGCCGUUUACAGGUGUCAAAGCUUUCUAUUUUGAAAUAAAUUUUAAUUUCAGAGUUUGCGCCGGAACCGCUUCUUUCUUUUUCAUACUGAUGCUUAUAAUGUUGGGAGUAGAAACAUCAAAAGAUGCUCGCGCUUCGAUUCAGAACGGCUUCUGGUAAGCAUAUUGUUUACGAAUAAGUUAAUUGUUUUAUUUAGGUUUUUUAAAUAUUUGCUUCUCGCCGGCCUUGUUGUCGCAUUUUUCUUCAUUCAAAGCGAAACAAUCUCUUCUCGUCCGUUUUUUUCAUUCUUGUUUUUUUUUUGAAGAGUAGUUUAGAGAUUAUGAAGAACUUUUUCAGCUCUGAUGUGGAUUGGAAUGCUUGGAGGAUUUCUUUUUAUUCUGAUCCAGCUGAUCUUGAUCGUUGAUUUUGCACAUGGAAUCGCUGAAAGCUGGGUCGACUCGUUGGUUCCUUUUCUCUUCUGAUUUUAUCAUUAUCAUUUGAAGAUACGAAGAGAGCGAUUCCAAGGUCUGCUACUCGGCCAUAAUAAUUGUGACUUUUGGCGGAUUUGCUCUUGCCUUGGUCGCUGUCGUCUUGAUGUUCUACUUCUACACAACUGUAAUAAUUUCCAAAUUUUCUAUUUAUGUUCAUUUGGUGUCGUUCAGGGGGAAUCCUGCGGUCUUCCGAGAUUUUUCAUCAUCUUUAACGUCCUUCUCUGCGUCGUCCUGAGCGUUCUCUCGGUGAUGCCAUUUGUCCAAGAACGGUUUGCAUCGGGAAAAUAUCGGGAAUGGAAAUUGAUUUCAGAAUGCCCCGAUCUGGUCUGCUGCAGGCGGUGAUAAUAAGUGGAUAUGUGCUUUAUCUCACAUGGUCUGGCCUAGUUAAUAACCCCGGCGAGUUGACAUUUUAUCAAGUUCUAUUAUUUUUCAUUGUCAUAUAAACAAGGUUUCUUUUCAGUCUCGCAUCAAAACUAAUGAACAUUCUCUUAUGUUUUCUUUACAGUGUUUCACUCUGAAAAAAACAAAAACAACAUUCUUUUUCAGACAAGGAAUGCAAUCCGUCGUUAUUGAGCAUCUUCACGAACGCGACACGUCCCGAAGACAAGGAGGAACAGGUGAGAUAUAAAAAAAUUCACGAUAGAAAAAUUCCCUCAGAAAUUGUUCCUUAUAAUUUCCUUAUAAAGUUUUUUACACCAAAAACAGACUAAAUUUCAUAUUUUGGAAUCCUCGGUUCUGAUCAUUUUAAUGAUUUCCAAGAGAAUAGAUGAUGAGAAACGCGUUGAAAGGUUACUCCACUAGUUGGUUAAAAACGAUUCGAAGCUACUUUCUGCUUUACUUCACAAGUUUUUUACCUCAUCAAUUUUAAAGAUGAGAAUGCCAUGCUCUCAUUUUGACUACCCCGAAAAAGUAAAAAUGUCGGUUGACCUCUGUAGAACUUGAAGCAGGGAGAGUGUAGACCUCAGAAAGUUCAAAUGAAAAAUGAAUUUUGAGACAUUCGGAGUUCCUCUGCCGGCGCAGUCGAUCGUGACUUUGUUCCUGUGGUUCGGCUGUCUUCUCUACGCCUCGAUCCGCAAUUCUUCCCACACUUCCCUCGGAAAAAUCACCGGUGGCGAUGAGAGCGUCAGACUAAGUUCGUCGAAAGAAGAGUUUGUGAAAAGCGGUUCGUGCAUGCUUCGCUUCUGUUUCGUCCUCGUUUGCUGACUUCGUACAGUUUAUGUCAUGCCCUGCAUUUUUCCGAGCUAAUUGUAGCACGGCAGGUUGUGUUUGUGUCAAGACCCCGUGAAUUCUCAACUUUCUCUUUCCAUGUUUUGUCCGACGUUCGCACUGGUACAACUAGUAAGGUAGUUUAGAAAAAUUCAAAAAAGGGUCAUUUCACUCAGAAUUUAAUAAUUUUUAUGAUCAUUUGCUUAAACAGCAUCUGUUUUACUGGAUGGAGAUCCUGAAAGUUACAACUACGGUUUUGGGCCAUUUUUCAGCAAGUUUAGACUAAAAUGACCACCUUUUUAAUACUCUCGUUUCGUUACACUGUAUUUUUCAAAAUUUAUCUUUUUGUUUGUUUAUACAGAUUUUUUUUUCCGAAAUGCAGAAUUUAGAAUGUUUGUGAUUCGCUGUGGAGAGCGUCCAUUUUUUCACGGUACUUACUGCUUUUCUUUUUAAAACCAAUUUGCCUAUGUAAACGCAUGAUUUCUCUGUAUAUUUUCAAACUGUGCGAUCUUCUGUGUGCACAAUGAGAAAAAGAACCGAUUGAUUUUUUUGUAUUUGAUUUCCAUGGAAUUUAUGUUAAAACUGAUAAAACGAAAUUUGAUGGAAGUAUGCGUUUGAAAGAUGUUCGGAUUUGAGAUUCGGACUCGAGUGACUCGAAGCGCGUGUGGGACAACGAGGAAGAAGGCGUCGCCUACUCGUACAGCUUCUUCCACUUCAUGUUCGGUCUCUCGUCUCUCUACAUCAUGAUGACACUCACCAGUUGGUACAAGUGAGAUUCACCAGCUUCUCGCGUCCCAGUAUGCCGAGUUUCAGACCAGACAGCGACUUGACCAACCUGAACUCCAACAUGGCGUCUGUUUGGGUGAAGAUGGUCUCUUCGUGGGUCUGCGUCGCUCUUUACUGCUGGACCCUCGUCGCUCCGGCCAUUUUCCCAGAUCGCGACUUUUAA
Caenorhabditis auriculariae is the source of this 2986-nucleotide messenger RNA. The record is from the annotation of a GenBank genome assembly. Lineage: Eukaryota; Metazoa; Nematoda; Chromadorea; Rhabditida; Rhabditidae.